Molecule: messenger RNA, 1764 nt
Organism: Cryptomeria japonica (Japanese cedar)
Lineage: Eukaryota; Viridiplantae; Streptophyta; Pinopsida; Cupressales; Cupressaceae
Product: jacalin-related lectin 3-like
Exons: 5
Coding region: 89-1738 (549 amino acids)
Biological process (GO): signal transduction
Molecular function (GO): carbohydrate binding
Source: RefSeq, a predicted model, not a curated record
UUCCCCUGCACCUGCCUAUUCCAUUGGUUUCUCGCAGCGAUUGAUUUGUUAUUCUCAGCGAUUAUCACUCUUCUAUGCGUUUCAGUCAAUGGGGAAUUAUUUCUCUUCCACAUCUGCGCAGGGUGAGAGUAGGCAAGAAAGCGGUUCUGAUGAAGUUAUACCAGAAUCUCAAUCAUCCUCAAAACAAACCACAACGGAGCCCUACCAUGUCUUUAUUAAUCAUCGUGGGUGUGAUGUUAAACACACAUUAGCCAGCAGCAUCUAUUAUACACUUACGAGUCAUGGGUUUAGGGCUUUUCUAGAUGCAGAAGAGUUGCCCUUGGGCGAACCCAUAACAUACGAAAUAGAGGAGGCAAUACGCAGUGCAGCACUUCAUAUUGCUAUUUUCUCUGAGAAGUAUGCGGAAUCUCGCUGGUGUCUAGAUGAGCUAUACCUUAUGGUCAAAACUGGCACAACAAUUAUUCCUGUGUUUUAUCAUGUUCAGCCCAGCGAUCUCCGAUGGGUGGCCCAAGGAAAAGGAAUCUAUGCUCCUGCGUUUUCCAAACACCAAAAGAGGUACUCACAAGAGAAACUGGAGGAGUGGAAAGGGGCACUCAAGGAAGUCUCAAAUCUCAUGGGAUAUCCGCUCAACUCUCCUAAUGCCCAUGAAGGGAAGCUGUUGAAAGAAAUAGUGGAUUAUUGUAAAGAAAAAAUGGGAAAAGUGCGGGAGAAAGAACCGAAUCCCGAAAGAGAUCAGGUGUUCCACUCGAAGCUUGUAUCUACGGAGCUGAAUGAAGGACCUUUUUCUAUGGGAAUGUUUGGAGGAGGAGGAGGUGGUUCUUGGGAUGAUGGAAUACAUAGUGGAAUUCGUGAGAUUGUUGUGACAUUUGGGAGUGUUGUGGAUUCUAUCACAGUUCGGUAUGAUCAAAAGGGUUUGCCCCAGUGGUCUGAAUGUCGUGGAGGCACUGGUGCCCCAAGUACAAAUACAGAGACGGUUAAGUUGGAUUUUCCAAAUGAAGUAUUGAUGUCAAUUAGUGGUCAAUAUGGUCAAAAGUGGAAUCAUGAUGGAAUAAAAGCAGUGAAAUGUCUUACUUUCCAUACCAAUCUAAGAAAAUAUGGUCCAUUUGGUAAUCAUAAUCGACUUAUUGAAGGGGAAACUGAAGAGAGAAUUGAUUUCGUCACACCAUCUUAUGGAUGCAAGAUUCUUGGAUUUUACGGAAGACAUGGGACAUAUUUGGAUGCUAUAGGAGUCCAUUGGAAGCCUAUAUCUACGGAGCUGAAUGAAGGACCUUUUUCUAUGGGGUUGUUUGGAGGAGGAGGUGGUGGUUGUUGGGAUGAUGGAUUAAUAUACAGUGGGAUUCAUCAGAUUGUUUUGACAGUUGGGACUUGUGUGGACUCUAUCACAAUUCAGUAUGAUCUAGAUGGUCUGCCCCUCUGGUCUAAACGCCAUGGAGGCACUGAUUCCCACAAAACAGAGAAGGUAAAGUUUGAUUUUCCAAAUGAGGUAUUGAUGUCAAUUAGUGGUCAAUAUGGUCGAAAGUGGAACGUUGAUAUGAAAGUAGUGAAAUGUAUUACUUUUCAUACCAAUCUUAAAAAAUAUGGUCCAUUUGGUAACCAUAAUCUACUUAAUGAGGGCAAAAUUGAAGAGAGAAUUGAUUUCAUGACACCAUCCUAUGGAUGCAAGAUUCUCGCAUUUUAUGGGAAAAGUGGAUCUUAUUUGGAUGCUAUAGGAGUCCACUUGAAAUGGACAACCCAUUAAAAGAAUAUAUGUCUAGCAUAUUUUAU